UCCCUGACCCCACUCCCCGUGUCCCAUCAUGCGCUGCGAUCCUGGGAGGGUUACGGGGUUUUGCUGUCAUCUCCCUGACGUGCUCUGCCUCCCUCUCUCUCAUUCUGUCUUCAAGCAGUCCUCUCCAAAAGGUAUCACCGUCCCCUAUCGUCCCAAGCCAGUUUCGGCACCUGUCAUCUUUGCCGGUGGCCAGGCCUACACGAUUCAGGGACAGUUUGCCAUUCCACAUCCUGAUCUCACCAAGUUGCACCAACUCGCAAUGCAGCAAACCCCUUUCACCCCCGUGGGACAGACCAGUCCUGGAUACUCAGGUCAGUCUUUGGGGUGGGGGAUAGGGUGGUGAACAGACUGAGUCAGUGCUUGCUCAUCUGUCU
Chiloscyllium plagiosum (whitespotted bambooshark) is the source of this 374-nucleotide messenger RNA. The record is from RefSeq and is a predicted model, not a curated record. Lineage: Eukaryota; Metazoa; Chordata; Chondrichthyes; Orectolobiformes; Hemiscylliidae.